Messenger RNA from Rattus norvegicus (Norway rat), 2459 nucleotides. RefSeq names its product SAGA complex associated factor 29 (gene Sgf29). The transcript has 5 exons. Gene Ontology annotation, cellular component: ATAC complex; nucleus; SAGA complex. NCBI's taxonomy places the organism in Eukaryota, Metazoa, Chordata, Mammalia, Rodentia, Muridae. The record is from RefSeq and is marked validated. Gene Ontology annotation, molecular function: methylation-dependent protein binding. The coding region runs from base 188 to 436 and encodes 82 amino acids. Gene Ontology annotation, biological process: regulation of embryonic development; regulation of cell cycle; regulation of DNA repair.
CUCCGCGCUCGACCGCGCUCAUAAGAGAAACAGCGUGUGUGGUUCUUGACGUGCCGCGAACCUUCGAACGUAAGUGCGGGACUAUCGUGUGAGGAAACGUUCCAGUGAUUCGCUCUUCCCGCCAUCGCAGUUACCAGCGCGACGUGCUGUUUUUCCCUGGGCUCGAUGCCCUUCACAGGCCUAUCCCAUGGCCCUUGUGUCUGCUGACUCUCGAAUUGCAGAGCUUCUCACAGAGCUCCAUCAGCUGAUCAAGCAAACCCAGGAAGAGCGAUCGAGAAGUGAGCACAACUUGGUGAACAUUCAGAAAACCCACGAGCGAAUGCAGACAGAGAACAAGAUUUCUCCUUAUUACCGGACAAAGCUCCGAGGGCUCUACACAACCGCCAAGGCCGAUGCGGAGGCGGAGUGCAAUCCCACAGCAACAUCAGCCUCCUGAUGUUCUUUGGCCUCCUGACUAUCAUUCUUUGCUUUCUGGAGUGCCAGCACCCACAAGCUUUGCCAAGGGUUUGUGGAAACAGAAUAACAGUGACCCACAGUGAAGUUGUUCCUGCUGAUCAACUUUGGAGCCUUUUCCAUAAGAAUUCACAAGAUCUGAGAUAAAGAAACUUCUGGAGAAGCUGUACGCUGUCUACUGUCUACUGCCAGCCUGGAGCCCCUGUAAAUUGGCUUCUGGAAGCCAGGCCACCGGACCACACAGGAGUGGGGACGGCUUCAGUCUUACAGGGAAUGAGUCCCUGUGACCUGGCCACACUGAGCUGGGCUAGUCUCUCUAGGCUCCUGGUUCCUCCCUUCCCUCUGUACUUGGAACAGCCCUGGAGUUUCCCUGUGUUGUUUACUCCUUACUGUAUUGGAAUGCCCAAAAGAAGUAACUUAAUGGGAAGAAGGAUUUAUUUUGGCUUCAUGCUUUGAGAGGGUUUUCUAGCGUGGAAGGGAAGGCAUGGCAGCAGGAACAUGAGACUGAUGGUUACAUUGUAUUCAGGAAGCAGAGCUCAGGCCAGAACCCAUAAGGUCUAUACCUUACCAGCCCUCUUUCUUUAGCAAGGCCCCACCUCCUAAAGCAUCCAGAAUCAUGCACAAAGCUCUAGCUAAGGACCACCUGCUCAAACACAGAGCCUGUUAGGGAGUGGUAUACUCAAAUCAGGCAUCCCUUCUUGUCAUUCAGGUCAGAGCUUUGUCAGGAUUUCUGCAGAGUAGGGCGGAGCAGUGGCCUCUCAGUGACCUUCCUUCUCAGUGGUAUCUCCACUUUAUACAACAUUGCUCUUUGUAUCUUCUGGUGGUAUUCUUUGUUUCUGUUGUUGGUUGAUUAUUUGAAAUAAGAUUUCUCUGUUUAGCCUUGACUGUCAUGGAACUUGUUUUGUAGACCAGGCUGGCCUGGAACUCAGAGAUCCACCUGCUUCUGCCUGCCAAGUGCUGAGACUAAAGAUGAGCCACCAUGCCUGACUGCUAUUUAUGCUUUUCCAGUUGAAAAUAGGGUUGGGGAUAGUGCUCAGUGCCCAGCUUGCAAGUGGCCCUUGUUUCAGUCCCUAGCACUAAAAAGAAUAUAUAGUCAUUGGUUAGUUAACAUUCUGAGACUCGUCGUUGAUGAAUCUCAGAGUGUGAAUAUCACAGGGCAUUGACAUAAACUUUGAUGUAUUGACACUGUGGUCUCUUACAUAAUAAAGACAUUCUGUGAAUAUCAGCUGUGUAAGGUAGCUGCCAGUGUCACAGUUGUUACUAUAAUCCAGUGGGAUUGUAUAUGACUGUCAGUGUAGAGCAUGUAGCAUGUUACACUGUAACAUUAAGCUGUCUCUUGUAGAAAUUUUUAAUUCCAAUCUGGGGUUUCUACCCUGCCUUUGGCCAUUUAGUUCCUGGAUAAAAGACACAGACAACCUUUAUGUUUACAAUUAAGCCUAAACAACACAGGAGCUGGGCAGAUAUCUAUCCUUGAUGCUAUUAAAAUCUACUUUCCUAUUGAAAACCCUGAGUUAUUACUUACUGUGUUUCAUCUGGGAUGCUCCUAACUCCAAUUGGCCAGCCCUGGGGCCACGUUUUCAUGACUCACCUAACCCAUGGCAGCUUCUCUCUCCUCACCUUCUCCCCUGGGGGUUCUCUUCAGACCCCCCCAAGCCUGGGAACCCUAAACCCUGCCUAUAUUUCUUCUGUUCAACUAUUGGCUGUCAGAAUCUUUAUUCACCAAUCAGAAAUAAUUUGGAUCACAUAACUCACUUAGGUCUCCCUGAGGGCUGCACUUAGCAUUAUUGUACACAAUAAAAGACCAAACCUAGAGCUGGAGAAAUGGCUCAGUGGUUAAGAGCACUGACAGCUCUUCCAGAGGUCCUGAGUUCAACUCCCAGCAACCGCAUGGUAGCUCACAACCAUCUGUAAUGAGAUCUGAUGUCCUCUUCUGUUAUUUCUGAAAACAGCUAUAGUGCACUUACAAUAAAUAAAUAAAUAAAUAAAUCUUUAAAAAAAAAAAAAAA